Molecule: messenger RNA, 559 nt
Organism: Puntigrus tetrazona (Sumatra barb)
Lineage: Eukaryota; Metazoa; Chordata; Actinopteri; Cypriniformes; Cyprinidae
Gene: tmem14ca
Product: transmembrane protein 14Ca
Exons: 5
Coding region: 122-445 (107 amino acids)
Biological process (GO): regulation of heme biosynthetic process
Cellular component (GO): mitochondrial membrane
Source: RefSeq, a predicted model, not a curated record
CAGGAGCGUAAGUUUUCAUUGGUAUUUGAGGACGUUUACGCAGCACAGCACACAAGUCGACCACGAUCACCCAAGGCAAGGACUUUGGCUAGGACAGAUUCUCAGGCAGAGGUUUUUGAUAAUGGCAGUGGACUGGACUGGAUAUGGAUACGCAGCACUAGUAGCAUCUGGAGGAGUCAUAGGAUACGUCAAAGCAGGCAGUGUUCCGUCCCUGGCAGCAGGGCUGCUCUUCGGUGGUUUGGCUGGUUUUGGUGCUUACCAGACAUCACAAGAUCCCAAAAAUAUUUGGGUGUCUUUAGGUGCAUCUGGGACACUUGCUGCUAUCAUGGGAAAGAGAUUCUAUAAUUCCCGCAAAAUCAUUCCAGCUGGUCUUAUUGCUGGAGCAAGUGUGCUGAUGCUGGCAAAACUUGGAUCUGGAAUGCUGCAGAAACCUCAGCAGUCAUGAUACCCAAAUAGAAAUCACUGUCUACUUUCAAACAUCAUUUUCUUGAACCAGAAUGUCGUCAUUGUCAUAUUUUGUAUAAAAUGUACAAUAAAAAUAAAUGUACUUGUCAGAAGA